This is a messenger RNA of Nicotiana attenuata, 1135 nucleotides long. RefSeq lists its product as uncharacterized. NCBI's taxonomy places the organism in Eukaryota, Viridiplantae, Streptophyta, Magnoliopsida, Solanales, Solanaceae. The record is from RefSeq and is a predicted model, not a curated record. The transcript is spliced from 3 exons. Bases 179 to 937 code for a protein of 252 amino acids.
GGUUCUCCAUUUCCAACUUAAAAUUCAAGCAACUACCAAGCAACUUCCAUUCUUGUCCUUUUUCUUUCCCUUUUGCUUCAAUUCAUACGCUUCCCCUCUAUUUUUGUAUACGUAAAUAAGUGCACAUCCUUAUACACUGUAAAAAGUAUACUCAAAAUACCAGUUAAAUCAAGUGUAUAUGUCAGACAACCAUAUCCGGCGAAGAUUUCCGGUAAGCCGGAGAGCUAGGAGCAGAGCACUAAAACCGUCGCCGUCGGGUCAUCGGAGGUAUACGCCUGUGCCGGUGAAGCGCCGAUCAUCGAAGCAGCAUAGUAGAGAUACUAAUUAUAAGACACUAGAGAGAUGUAAAUCAGAGCCUUGUAUUUUGAAAAUUGGAGUCAUUGACUUUGACGAUGAUCUCGGCCGGGAUGUGACGGCGCCGUCGUUAGAAAUCCUUUUGCGGCCACAAACUUGUUCGGACAUAUUUUUGUCUCCUGAUUAUCAUUAUUCUGGAUCUCCGCAGAGUUUUCAGGGGUAUAAGAAGGAGGCAAAAGUAAUCGUUAAUGUGACAGUUGAAGGCAGUCCAGGACCGGUGCGAACCAUGGUCAAGUUGGGAUCCAGUGUAGAUGAAACAAUAAGACUUGUCAUAGACAAAUACAGUGAAGAAGGCCGAACUCCUCGGCUUGAUAAAAAUGCUGAUUCAUCGUUUCAGUUGUACCAGUCUUACUUCAGUCUUCAAAGCUUGAGUAAUACAGAUGCGAUUGGAGAUGUUGGAAGCAGAAGUUUUUAUCUUCGAAAAAGUAACAGUAGUAAUGGAAGUAAUGCAAGUAACGGAGAAAUAGCAUCAGAGAUUGCUCCGGUUGUUCCCCUUGGAUUCUUUGGUCGCAAGAUAAAUAAAGUAAUUAGAAGAUCAUGUAAGCUAUGGAAAAUCCUUGGUUGCAUGCAGUGUUCCGGAUGAUUCGAUAUUACUACAAUAGAGAUGGAUCCAGAAUUUUAUAUUAGUGCGUGGCUUACGUGCUACUAUUCUAUUAUAGAGUAGCAUGAGUAUUAGAUUUGCUACUCAACUUAAAGGAAUUUAAUAUAAAACGUUAUGAGAAAAGAUAGACAAUUUAACGUGUAUUUCUGGAUUUAGUCAAGGUGCACAAGUUCGCUCGAA